GUAUUCAAUUUUCAUAGAUUAUUUACACGUAGAUUAUUUUUCUAAAACUGUCCUCAUCUCUCUGUUCUGUUUUGUAUGUAAUCUCGUUUAAUUGAUAAAAAUCAAAUUGAAAAUGACAAAAUGAACUCUAGACAAUUUCAGCGCUAUAAAUAGUAUACAAACUAAAGCUGGGAUUAACCUUUUCUUUUCAUAAUUACGCGAUAUAUUAAAAUAAUAUAUCACUAAAAAUGUGCGAAACAAAUUUUUUUCUGUCGGAUGAUGAGUCGAUUGAGAAGCAUGAAAUAAAUAUAAAAGUUUUCGUACGAAUUCUACCGCUUGAGAGACCAUGCGAUUCUUGCGCAAAGAUUAGUGCGGAUAAUAAGACAAUAUACGUAAGAUGUUUACAAGAUAUACGACGAAAGCGACUAUCAACGAUUCCAUAUCCCGUUUAUUGGGCCUUUCGGACUGAUGGAAUAUUUCAUGAAACGUCUCAAGAUAAAGUGUAUCGCGCUACCACAAAAGAUCUCGUAGAAAAGUAUCAAUUGAUAUUUGAAGUCAAUUAUAGCGAUAUUCCGUAUUAUGUUGAUGAUAUAAUUAAUAUUGUUCAAUAUAUUAAAUUAGUGUGA
This is a messenger RNA of Camponotus floridanus (Florida carpenter ant), 605 nucleotides long. Its product is annotated as kinesin-like protein KIF9. Bases 228 to 605 code for a protein of 125 amino acids. The transcript has 3 exons. Lineage: Eukaryota; Metazoa; Arthropoda; Insecta; Hymenoptera; Formicidae. The record is from RefSeq and is a predicted model, not a curated record.